AUGAGUGACAAACUCAGUUUUAAAGGACGAGUGGUUGUAAUUACCGGAGCUGGUGGUGGUCUAGGCCGUGUGUAUGCUCUGGAAUUUGCAAAGAGAGGCGCCAGUGUGGUUGUUAACGACCUGGGAGGAUCUUUAGGAGGAGAAGGCAAUAACAUGAGGGCGGCAGAUGUUGUGGUGAGCGAAAUCCAGGAGAAGUUUAAAGCAAAGGCAGUUGCGAAUCACGACUCAGUAACGGAUAACGCUGAGGGAAUUGUACAAACGGCACUGGAUAGCUUUGGGCGUUUAGACGUGAUAGUCAACAACGCGGGUAUUUUGAGAGAUUCAAGCUUUCUAAAAAUGCAGGACCCAGCGUUCGGCGCGGUUAUUGAUGUGCAUUUGACUGGUGCUUUUAAGCUCACCAAAGCGGCAUGGCCCCACUUUAGGCGCCAGAAUUUCGGCAGAAUUAUCAACACCUGUUCUCCUGCCGGGCUGUAUGGGAACUUCGGACAAGCCAAUUACUCGGCAGCAAAGUUGGGUUUAGUCGGAUUCUCCGAAUCGAUUGCCAAAGAAGGCUAUAAGAAUAACAUUAAUGUCAACUGUAUCGUGCCCCUGGCGCGCUCUCGUAUGACCGAGAAAGUCAUACCACCCCAUAUAUUGAAAAACCUGGCUCCAGAGAAAAUUGCACCCAUGGUUAUCUACCUAUCGCAUGAAUCCACUAAGGUCACAAAUUCAAUAUUUGAAUUAGCUGCCGGGUUUUACAGCCAAGUGAGGUGGGAGCGGUCUUCCGGGCAGAUAUUUAACCCUGAUCCCAAAUCUUUCACCGCAGAGGCCAUUUUUGAUCAGUGGUCGUCAAUUGUUGAUUACAAGGACAAAACUUUCAAUAAAGUCACACAUCCUACCCAAUUGAGCGAUUACAAUGCACUGAUCACUAAAGCUCGGCAAUUGCCACAUGCUAGCCAAGGUACGAAGACGAUUAAUUCUCUGAAAGGCAAGGUGGUGAUCAUUACAGGUGCAGGCGCGGGACUGGGAAAGUCUCAUGCACUUUAUUUUGCCAAGUAUGGCGCUAAGGUAGUGGUCAAUGAUAUUAGGGAUCCUCACACUACUGUAUCAGAAGUAGAAAAACUAUAUGGCAAAGACGUAGCAGUGGCAGAUAAACAUGACGUCGUUACGCAGGCAAACGACGUGGUGCAAACCGCUCUUAGUAGUUUCGGAAAGGUUGAUAUACUGGUCAACAAUGCUGGAAUUCUCAGGGAUCGUUCUUUUAUCAAGAUGACUGACGAAGAAUGGGGUAUCGUACUAAAGGUGCACCUCUAUUCUACAUUUAGACUUUGCAAGGCGGUUUGGCCUCUCUUCAUUAAACAAAAGGGUGGGUAUAUCAUCAACACCACUUCUACCUCGGGAAUAUAUGGGAAUUUUGGGCAGGCGAACUAUGCUGCCGCAAAAGCUGCGAUUUUAGGAUUCUCAAAAACGUUGGCUUUAGAGGGACUGAAGUUGAAUAUCAAGGUAAAUGUUGUAGCUCCGCAUGCAGAAACUGCGAUGACCAAGACAAUCUUCUCCGACAAAGAGCUGGGCAAUCAUUUCGAUCCAAGUCAGGUGUCGCCAUUUUUUGUUCUACUGUCCGCUGAUGAGCUUAGUCAACACGUUGGGAAACCUGUGACAGGUCAAUUGUUUGAAGUGGGCGGUGGCUGGUGUGGCCAGACCCGUUGGCAGAGAAGUAAAGGUAUCGUGAGCUCCCAACCUUCCCCGGAAUUUUUGCGUGACCAUUGGCAAGAACUUGUUGAUUUCAGAGAAUGCACUCACCCUAGCUCUACUCAGGAAGCGUCAAUGCAGAUUCUACAGAGCGUUGCACAAGCAUCUGAAUCCAGCGCGUCAAAUAAGCUCUUCAAAUAUACCGAGCGCGAUGUUAUACUGUAUAACCUGGGCCUGGGUUGUACAAGUGAUGAAUUGAAGUAUUGCUAUGAAAACGAUCCCGGCUUCCAAGUUCUUCCCACUUUUGGUGUCAUUCCCUUUAUGUCUAGCGGAAAUUCAAUCAAGAUGCAUACGCUUGUGGACAACUUUAAUUAUACUUAUCUGCUGCAUGGAGAACAGUACUUCAAGUUAAGUCAGUACCCUCUUCCAACAAAGGGCACACUGAAAACUGUUGGCAAACCAAUUCAAGUUGUUGACAAAGGUGGUAAGGCUGCCGUCAUUGUGGGAGGGUACCAGACUGUUAAUGCAGAUACUAACGAACCGCUCAUUUACAAUGAAGCCACUUUUUUCAUCAGAGGAGCACAUGUUCCUAAGACGAAACAAGUUGGAGGUGUGAGAAAUAAGUUUGCUGUGAACCCCUUCACAGCACCUAGUUCUAAGCCUGACUUUGAAAAGGAAAUUACAACAGACAAAGAUCAAGCGGCCAUCUACCGCUUGUCAGGGGAUUUGAAUCCCUUGCAUAUUGACCCAAACGUUGCCAAGAUUGCGAGGUUUUCGAGACCUAUUUUACAUGGUCUCUGUACUUUAGGUGUAACGGGGAAAGUUCUUUACGAGAGGUUCGGGCAAUUUGACGAGCUCAAGGUUCGCUUCGUGAAUGCAGUCUACCCUGGAGAUCGUUUGAAGGUAAAAGCCUGGUGCAGAGGCAACGGUACUGUUAUCUUUCAAACGAUCGACCUUGAUCGUGGUUGCGUUGUUCUUAACAACGCCGCACUCAAACUGGUUGGUGGAAAGGCCAAUCUCUAA
Lachancea dasiensis is the source of this 2691-nucleotide messenger RNA. Lineage: Eukaryota; Fungi; Ascomycota; Saccharomycetes; Saccharomycetales; Saccharomycetaceae. The record is from the annotation of a GenBank genome assembly.